CAACGUUGCCACGGGUCCCGACGGUCAACGUCACCGUUACACAAAACCAGCCCGAAAAUUCUGCCGCAACGUCGCUGCGUUUGUGUGCCGGUGUGACGUCACAGUGCUUAGUGUACGAGGCUGGACUCACUACAAACAAAUGCACUACACCACUGGCACGUGACACCUGUGGUAACCACCGCCACAACCGCCGGAAGUCUCCAGUAAACACGCGUCACCUGUUAAACCGUAACACCUCUUUCAGACGAAAGAUGUCGUCCCAAGUCCGCCUGAGUCUGCUGCCGAGAGCCAGAUGCAUGUUCGACGAGCCCGUCCAGGUGAAGGUGGCCGGUCUCAGGUCGAGACAGAUGGUCACCCUGAGAGCCAGAUCCACUGACGAGAAGGGAGUGGUGUUCAGCUCCUCGGCCACCUUCAGGGCUGAUGGGAGCGGGCAGAUCGACCUGGAGAGGGACCCCUCCCUCGGUGGGACCUACACCGGCGUUGAACCCAUGGGUCUGCUUUGGUCCAUGAGGCCGGACGCUUUGCACAAGAGGUUCCAAAGAACUAAGUCUCUAAACGCCCACGUGGUGAAGAUCUCAGUUCAUGACCAGGAAAAGGAAGAGGGGGGCAGGAUGCUGGCAGAAGCGACCAAUGAGAGGCUCCUGAUCGGAGACGGGGUCAUCCGGCGCACAGUCAGAGAGGGGAAUAUUCAUGGGGUCCUCUUUACCCCCGCAGGAGAAGGUCUGUUCCCCGCUGUGUUGGAUCUCCACACCACCGGUGGAGGUUUGUCAGAAAAAAGGCCCUCCCUGCUGGCAAGCCGAGGGUUUGUGGUUCUGACUGUAGCGCUGUACGGUCACAGCGACAUGCCGAGAAACAUCAAAGAGGUCCAUCUGGAUUAUUUAGAGGAGGCAGUGGAUUUUUUGAAAAAACAAUAUAAGGUUGGCAGUAAAGGAGUUGGUGUGAUAUCCCUUUCAAAAAGUGGAGAUCUGGCACUGUCGAUGGCCUCUUACCUGCAAGGUGUCGAGGCCGUAGUGUGGAUCAACGGCUGCUCCGCCAACACGCUUCUUCCUCUCUACUAUAAGAAGAGCCAGAUCCUCCCCCCGUUAAUGGUUGACCUCAGCAAGCUGAUUCCCACUGAGUCAGAGGCCUUCAAUACCAAGAAGGUUAUGAACGACCCUCUGGCAGAGGAGAACGAGGCCACCAUGAUCCCUGUGGAGCGGGCGGAGGGACGUCUCCUCUUCGUGGCCGCAGAGGACGACCUCCACUGGGACAGCAAGGCUUACGUGGACAUGAUGGUGGAGCGACUCCAGCGUCAAGGGAAGGACAACUUUGAGAUUGUGUGUUACCCCGGAGCGGGACACUAUCUAGAGCCGCCUUACGGACCCUACUGCCCCUCCAGUUUUCAUUCAGUUGUGGGCGGACCGGUCCUGUGGGGGGGCGAGGCCAGGUCCCACGCUGCAGCUGAGGUCCACCUGUGGAAGAAGAUCCAAGAGUUAUUCAGGACUCACCUGAGCUGUGAAGCUACGCAGACUAAAGCUAAACUCUAGAUGCAAAUAUCACGAUGUGAGAGAGAUGGGUAACAGCUGAGGAGGGGUUACAACUGCAAUCAAAUAAAACAAGCAAAUAAUAAAACUACCGAAAUAUAAA
Molecule: messenger RNA, 1626 nt
Organism: Gasterosteus aculeatus aculeatus (three-spined stickleback)
Lineage: Eukaryota; Metazoa; Chordata; Actinopteri; Perciformes; Gasterosteidae
Source: RefSeq, a predicted model, not a curated record